GGACAGUCGGAGAGUCUCAGUCAGUGAAGAGGACGAACUCCGUCAAAGCUCAUGGAUUUGAAGAGAGUGCUGUCUUUCCCACCGUACCCAGGAGUUUACUUACAUCCAGUGGUGUACGCCUGCACAGCAGUGAUGCUGCUGUGUCUGCUCAUCUCCAUCAUAACUUAUAUCGUCCAUCACAGUGUGAUCCGUAUUAACAGGAGUGGCUGGCACACACUGCUCAACUUCCUCUUUCACAUGGGACUGACGUUUGGAGUGUUUGCUGGAGGCAUCAACCAGAUCAACUUACCAUUUGUUUGUCAAAUUGUGGGUAUUGUGCUCCACCAUAGUUCUUUGUCUGCAAUGCUGUGGCUGACAUUCAUGGCUAGAAACAUCUGUAAUGACGUGUCCAGAGACCCACUACGGGCUCCAAGGAGGAAUGGUCCAGCCCAGACAUGCACCAAACCCACCAUCAUCAGCUUUUACCUCGUGAGUGAUGGUGUUCCUCUCAUAAUCGUCAGUGUUACAGCAGCAUUUGGAUUGGAUAACUAUGGGAGCAGGGAUGACGCUUUAUAUUGCUGGGUGGCAUGGGAACCAAGCCUGGGGAGUUUUUAUGCCCCCGUGGCUCUUUUAGUCUUCGUCAUUUUGGUCUAUUUUCUGUGCACCUACAUUCAGCUGAAGCGCCACUCGGAGAGGAAGUACGAGCUGAAAGUGCUGAUUGAGGAAGAGCAGCAGUUCUCCUCCAUUGAAUCCAGCCAUCAAGCUCGCACCGAACCCAUGGCAGCUCCCGGAGACUCGGCUUUUGCUGCAGGUGUAUCAGUACUGGCCAAUGAGCACUCGUUUAAAACUCAGCUUGGGGCCACAGCUUUCACACUUUUUCUCUUUCUGGCUACCUGGGCUUUGGGGGCACUGGCAGUGUCACUGGGCCAUUUCCUGGAUAUGAUCUUCAGCUGUUUGUACGGGGCUUUCUGUGUCACUUUGGGACUAUUUCUUCUCAUCCAACACUGUGCCAAACGUGAUGAUGUUUGGCAUCGUUGGUGGGCCUGUUGUUCCUCCAAGUCAGAGGGUUUGAAUGGAAGUGGACAGAAACAAGAGGUCCAUCAACCGCAGGUGUGCUGCCAUCUCAACGCACCAUGGUCAGGCGAGCAGCUACUGUCCUCACACCACACUGUACAGGCUGCAAGUAACAAAAUUCCACCAGCUCCUCAGAGCCCAGCUAUGAGUCCAACGGGCCAAGUGCCUUCAAUGAACCCUGGUACGGAACCCUCCACAUAUCCACCAUCACUUCCUGAUGAAGUUCCUUGUCCCACACUUCCUCUCCAGCGCUACUUCACAGACAGAACAAAGUCGCACUCAUUUAACCAGCCACGACCCUACCUCCAGGACUACCAUUCACGCUUGACGUCUACCAGUAUGGAUGGCAGUGUGCACAGCUCGCACUUGGACAGCCCUUACUCUGCACACCGCUACAACAGCUCAGCCCCCGUCUCCACCAACCCACUCCCCGACCUCCAACUGCGGUGCCCUAGCCCUCAUCUGGAUAAGCUUCCCUCUUGUCACAGCUUGCAAAGCCAGACUUCCUGGCACAGUGUACAAGACCCUCUUACUUCCUGUCACAACCCCACCUAUGACAUGCAAGACAGCAUGUUUUCUUGCCAUGGUGUGUUCCUGCCUUCUCACGGGGUCCACACCUGCCAGUGGCACACUUACGGUGCUCCCUUAACUGAUCAUUCUUCCACCAUAAGCUGCCGUGAGAGGUCUGAGCCCUUAAACAUGCCGUAUCUCCAAGGUACGGGUGGAUACGCCAACAUCCCAAAGACCGCAGACAAAGAUUGUCUGUGCUUGGAGGCAGAGCAAAAGGGCUUCCCAAGAAACACUUUGCCUCGCCAGCAUGCCACCGUUGGCCAGCGAAGCGUGAUCACCCGAAACAGGAGUCUGCAGGAAGAUGCUCCGUUUAAUUCCGAUGUGGGAAACGUGUGGACUGGGCCUUGGAAAAAUGAAACCACGGUGUAGUUUUGUUGUACCUACCAGACCUCCCAGCAGCCCUGUAGUCAGAUUACACUGCCUUCAGCUUUAUUUGAAUUUUU
This is a messenger RNA of Thalassophryne amazonica, 2066 nucleotides long. It is a transcript of the gene adgra1a, whose product is annotated as adhesion G protein-coupled receptor A1a. Gene Ontology annotation, cellular component: glutamatergic synapse; plasma membrane; postsynaptic density. Bases 52 to 1992 code for a protein of 646 amino acids. The transcript is spliced from 6 exons. Gene Ontology annotation, molecular function: transmembrane signaling receptor activity. The record is from RefSeq and is a predicted model, not a curated record. Gene Ontology annotation, biological process: cell surface receptor signaling pathway. Lineage: Eukaryota; Metazoa; Chordata; Actinopteri; Batrachoidiformes; Batrachoididae.